AUGGCCGAGUGGAGCGAACAUGCCCACUACGGCAACCCUACCGGGCCCGUCGGCAUCCCACCCGCCGUCACCGCGCUCAGCUUUGACCCUUACUCCGAGCUCCUCUGGCAGGGCACCUCCUUUGGCACCGUCUCGUCCCUCUACUCCUCCCAGCUCUCCCGGUACACCUCCUACCUCGCACACGGCCUCCCCACGCAUCCUUCGCCCACCAAGGGCAUCCUUGCAGACGAGCGUCACAUCUUUUCCGUCGGCGACAAUGGCAUCAAGGCUGCACAGCGUCGCGGCUUGGCAAAGUGGUCCACGCUCACCCAUGACUUUGGCGCCGACAGCAUGAACCUCGUCUCCAUGUGCGCUUCGCCCCUCGCCGCCUCUUCCGACCUCGUCGCCGCCGGCCUCUCCCAGUCCGCCGCCAGCACGGGCGAGAUCGACAACGACAACGACCUCAUCCUCACCGUCAACAACAGCACAGGCGCCCUCCUCCGCUCCGUGCCUUCCGAAGCGCCCAUCGUGCAUGUUCGCAAGAGCGGCCGCUACAUCUGCGCAGCCACCGUCACCGGCCACAUCCAGCUCCGCGACCCACGCACGCUCAAGGUCGAACAUCGCCUCCACGCUCAUCCGGGCGGUCUCGUCGACGUCCAGGCCGACGGCAACAUCCUCUACUCGGUCGGCUGGACCGUCCGUCAGGGCCACCCGGUCCCAGAGCCCCUCAUCCGCGUACACGACCUCCGCUCCAUGCGCGCCCUCGUGCCCAUCCCCUUUGCCGCUCCCGGCGGCCCCUCGCUGCUCGCCAUCCACCCCAAGCUCUCCUCCACCAUCAUCGUCUCGGCGCCCCAGGGCCAGUUCCAGAUCGUCGACAUCGCCACCCCCGGCGAAGGCCGCUUCUUCUACACCAACGCCUCCUCCUUCACCACCUCCCUCGCCGUAUCUCCCUCCGCAGACUACAUCGCCUUUGGCGAGGCUGACGGCAGCGUGCGUCUCUGGAGCAGCUCCUCCGACACCUCCAACCUCCGCUUCAACACCUUCAACUCCUCCGCACUCGACUUCCCAGACAUGGCAGAACCCACGCCCUUUGUCAACUGGUCCACAGAGACCCCGCUCUCGUCCAUCGGCAUGCCCCACUACAACGACAAGCUGCUCUCCUACUUUGACCACGACGACUACGUCUCCGAAGCCUCGCCCCUCUUCAACCCGCCCUCCAAGAUCGACCCCGCCGUGCUCAACAACCUCAAGACCGUCGACUAUCUCGGCUACGCCAGCCUCCCGCCCCAUCUGCGCGGGCAGCGCAACCUCGUCACGGGCAAGGGCCCCGGUGGGAUCCGUGCCAGCGCGCUCCAUCGGCCCGAGGACCGCAAGAAGAUCGGCAUCCCUCUCUUCCGCAGCGAAAAGGAGAAGGAGCAGAGCAAGAAGGCCGCCGCCGCUGCUGCUGCCGGCGUCAGCGCUGCAGACAAGAAGAAGAAGAAGGCCGACAAAAAGCGCGCAGAGGCAGGAUCCGACAGCCUCUCCGCUUCCGCCGAUUCGCGCGUGGAGCGCAAGCAGGCCUCGGACACGGCUCCAGCAUCAUCGCGCGCCACCACCACCGACUCCAAGAUGGCCACCAGGCAAACCAGUCCUACCGACGAGUCCGGCGAGCCCUCCAAAGCUGCCGCUGCGGCCUCGGACAGGGAGCACGACUCGGAUGAUGAUUCGGACGACUCGGACGCUUCCGAUGAAGAGCAAGGUCAGGAGGACUUUGAAACGGCCGAGGCAAUGCUCGCCAAGGGCCAGAUGCCGUCGUACUACCGUCUCAAGACGAUCCAGUACUCGCGCUUCGGCGUCGAGGAUUUCGAUUUCGACUUUUACAACAAGACGCCCUAUAGCGGUCUCGAGACGCACAUCCAGAACUCGUACGCCAACUCGUACCUGCAGGCGCUCCACUAUCUGCCGCCGUUCCGCGAGAUGGCCAAGGCGCACAUCCUGCACGACUGCGCACGCGACAAUUGCCUGCUUUGCGAGGCGGGCUUCCUCUUCCGCAUGCUCGAGGACGCACGCGGCGCCAAUUGCCAGGCGUCCAACUUCUUGCGCGCGUUCGGAAACAGCCACAAGGCGGCCAGUCUCGGGCUCAUGGAUCGCGAAGACAGCGUGACCAACGUCUCGGGAGGCAGCAGCGCCGGUAAGAACGAGAUCGUCUACAGCCAGCUCGUUCAGACGCUCAACCGGUUCGUGCUCGACUGCACCGCGGCAGAGGCACAGUCGGUGGCCAGCACGGCAGCUGCGGCCGCAGCAACAACGGGAUCUCGAGGGCCACCACCGGGUUUAGGUCCACCCAUGAGCAGCAAUCGUGGCGGUACUGCUGGAGGGCGUCGGCCAACGGGCGAGCCUGCGUCGCCGACAUCGGGCAGCCAGACCGACAGUGUGUCGGCAGCGAGCUCGCCCGUGGCCAAGCUGUUUGCGCUCGACGCGCAGACCAAGACGGCGUGCAUCCACUGCGGGCGCGAGUCGAGCCGUGCAAGUCCCGCGCUGAGCGUCGACCUGGUCUAUCCGCGCCGGCCGAUGUCGAACGAGGCGCCUGCGCCCGCCGACUUUGCGUCGGUGCUGCGGGCGUCGCUGGUGCGCGAGAUGCAGAACCGUGCGCCCUGCCGCGCAUGCCAGUUCACCGCCAUGUUCCGCACGCGCCGCGUCAUGCCGCCGGCGGCGGAGCUGCCGCGCGUGCUGUCGGUCAAUGCGGCCAUCCAGGCUCCCGAGCAUCUGCACUACUGGUUGAACGACAGCCAGGGUGCGCCCCAGCCGGCCCCGCACCCAAGGCACGGCGCGAUGCCCCACCAGCCGUAUGGAAAGCAGCCCUUCGGCCGGCGUGCACACAAUGCUGGGCCGGAAGCCAGAAGCGACGGCGGUGGUGGGCAGGACGAGGAGACACGCACCUACCUGCCUCCGCGCGUCGCGAUCGGCGUGCAGGGCGACGAUGUGCGCGUGGUGCCAAUCUACACGCCUGUGGAUCUGGAGCGCGCCAAGGCGAGGUUGGGGAACUAUGCGGUGUACCGGCUGCGCUCGAUGGUGGUGCAGAUCUCGGCGGACAAGGAGCAGCCGCAUCUGUGUGCGCUGGUGCGCGUGCCCGAGGCCGAAUGCGGCGAUGCCGUGACGCCGCGCAUGGCGAAUGCGGGUGCAGCGGGUGUGAAGAAGGUGCGGCAGAAGGGCCAGGUGGGGCCUUGGUACCUGUUCAACGACUUUUUGGUGCGCAACGUCCCGGAAGCCGAGGCGCUGGGAUUCCAGAAUGCGUGGAAGAUGCCUUCGGUGCUCAUGUGGGAGCGCGAAGACAUGCCCGCACUCUCGGUGGACGAGCUGCGGCAGGGACGUACGUCGAUUGACCCGACGAUCCUGUGUCGCGACUACAACAUUGCGCUGCAUCGCGAUCCGGCGCGGAUCAGGCACAGCGUUCUGACGCAGGACGAGUUGCCGAAGCCGGGCACGUUGGUGGCGAUUGAUGCCGAGUUCGUAGCGCUCAACCAGGAGGAGCUCGAGAUUCGAUCGGAUGGCACGCGGUCGGUGAUCCGGCCGACGCGGCUGUCGCUGGCGCGAGUCUCGGUGGUUCGUGGACAGGGGCCCAAGGAGGGCGAGGCGUUUAUCGACGACCACAUCCACACGCACGAAGACGUGGUGGACUACCUCACCAAAUUCUCGGGCAUCCUACCGGGCGAUCUGGACCCGAGCACCUCUUCGCACACGGUGGUGCCGCACAAGUCGGCGUACAAGAAGCUGCGACUGCUCGUCGACUGCGGCUGCAUCUUUAUCGGCCACGGGCUCAAGAAAGACUUCCGCAUCAUCAACAUCUUUGUACCCCCGAGCCAGGUGAUUGACACGGUGGAUCUUUUCCACAGCCCCAACCACCCUCGACGUCUCAGUCUGCGAUUCCUCAGCUGGUUCCUGCUCAAGAUCGACAUCCAGUCGGGAUACCACGCCAACAACCAGGUCACGGCGCGACUCUCGCAGGCGUCGCAGCAGGACUCUCCCGCAAAGUCGACGGUGGAAAGUGUGGCCAAUUCGGCAGCGGGGGCGGGAAGCACAGCGGUCGAGGGCGGACACGACAGUAUCGAGGAUGCCCUGGCGGCGUUGAAGUUGUUCCGCAUGUACGAGGUGUUCAACUCGUCCAACCGGCUCGAAGACGUGCUGGAGGAUAUCUACGAGGCGGGCAGGAGGCUCAACUGGAAGCCGCCCAAUGCUGUGUAG
Moesziomyces aphidis is the source of this 4200-nucleotide messenger RNA. NCBI's taxonomy places the organism in Eukaryota, Fungi, Basidiomycota, Ustilaginomycetes, Ustilaginales, Ustilaginaceae. The record is from the annotation of a GenBank genome assembly.